Molecule: messenger RNA, 1002 nt
Organism: Acytostelium subglobosum LB1
Lineage: Eukaryota; Evosea; Eumycetozoa; Acytosteliales; Acytosteliaceae
Exons: 4
Coding region: 1-1002 (333 amino acids)
Source: RefSeq, a predicted model, not a curated record
AUGGAUUGUUCCCAACUUCAAUCAUUGGCUGAUUCCACUUUUGGAGGAGGACAAACUGCCACUGAUUUCAUUUGCAUUGCCUUCUACGAGUCAUCAUGGAAUCCAAAUGCUGUUAACUCUCAAACUCAAGCAUCUGGUCUCUGGCAAAUACUUCCUUCGCACUGUGGUGAGAUCUGUUCUGCUUGUAGCUCACAAGAGGACCUCUUCAAUCCCCAGAUCAAUGCCGAGUGUGCCUUAGCUGUCUACAAUGCUCAAGGUCUCAAUGCUUGGACUACAUGGGCAGAAGGUGAUUGUAAUGGAUGGUCUCAAUGUUCUUCAAGUUCUGGUACCUCCACGACCUCUACCACCACUUCAGGAACAUCCACCUCCACCACUACUGGUGCUACUAGUGGAACUUCAACAGGAAAGACUUCAACUACUACUUCCUCAGGUAGUUCAAGUGGUGGUAGCUCAACUACAACUGGCAAUAGUACCACUUCAACUGGUUCAUCAGGUUCAAGUGGAACUACUACCUCAUCAGGAAACACCACCACGUCAACUGGUACCUCGGGUACUGGCACAAGUGGAACCACAGGCAACUCAACUUCAUCUGGUUCCUCUGGUCAAACAUCAGCCACAAGUGGUACCACUGGCAACUCAACCUCAUCAGGCUCCUCUGGCUCAUCAGGCCAGACCACAGGAACUAGUGGCACUACUGGUAACUCGACCUCCUCAUCAUCUGGUCAAACAUCAGCCACAAGUGCAACAUCUGGACAAACUGGUAACUCGACCUCAUCGGGAUCAUCUGGAUCAUCAGGUUCAAGUGGUGGCAGUUCAACAAGUAAGACGUCUGGAUCUUCCGGUUCAUCAGGACAAUCUAGUGGUGGAAGUAGCAGCAACAACAGCAGUGGUGGUAACUCAACAGCCACCGCAACAUCCUCUGGUCACUCUGCCGGUAGUUCUUCAUCUGGUCAAUCAUCUGGAUCGUCCGGAUCAUCAGGUCAAGGAGUAGGACUCUAUUGA